Molecule: messenger RNA, 333 nt
Organism: Penaeus vannamei (Pacific white shrimp)
Lineage: Eukaryota; Metazoa; Arthropoda; Malacostraca; Decapoda; Penaeidae
Source: RefSeq, a predicted model, not a curated record
AUGACAGCCGCCAUACCACACAACCACAAGAAUCACAAACACCAUCACCAAGUCACCAUACCACACCACCACAAUAACCCCACCCACACCAGAUCAGUCACCAUACCACACCACCACAUAACACCAUACCACACCAGACCAGUCACCAUACCACACCACCACCACCACCUACCACACCAGACCAGUCACCAUACCCACACACCACCACCACCACCCACCAUACACACCAGACCAGUCACCAUAACCACACCACCACACCAUACCACACCAGACCAGUCACAUCCAUACCACAUACCAACCACAGUCACCAUACACACCAAAGUUCACCCAUAA